UUCUCGGAAAAAUAUAUUUUUGUGCGUCGUUCGUUCGUUCUCAAUUCUCGUCUCUUUUAAAGUUGCAUUUGAACGGCUAAAAGGAUUUCCUGUGAUCGUCCUGCUACAGGAAGCGGGAACGAGGACGACCAUCUAGAACCUUCUAGAUCGGGCUGGAUCCUUCGGCGUGAUCCAGUCGCUUAUAAACACACACGCGAGAGAUCGGCCUGGCGAAAUGUCUUCACACUCCAGUUUCUACCAAGGAACGAAGCGGAUAUCUCCGUUGAAGAUAAGAAAUCCGAGUAUUUUACCUUCACAAAUCAUGCCCUCGCCAACGGGUGCACCGUUUAACUUCGCCGAAAUGCCGUGGUCCUACGGCAUGAAGCCGGGGCAGGUGAUGGAGUUUAAUGCCGUGAUCCGGCCCAGCCCCAUCGCCGUUCCAGUCGGCCCUUCGUCACCGGUACUUUCGAUACCAUCGUGCAGCAGCCUCAGUCCUCCCACGUUUGGUCCUCCAUCGCCAACACCGAUCAUCCACAGUAACGCCCCACUUUUGCCGGAGGUACGCAAACGAAAGACUGACCUGGAUAUGACGCUACCGAAUUUACUGCCCACGAAACAAUUCCUCACAGAAGAGAUGAUGUCGUCGCAUUUGAACAAUUUGCAUCUAUCCAGCGAAUAUACCGCGCAUGAUAUUAACCGAUCGGGCGACAGUACACCGGGCACCUCGGCAACGCUGGAUGAUGGCGACAUGAUGCUGAGCGAAGACAAGAGCCAGCAACCGUACAUCGUGUGCAUGUCACCGCAGGAACUGGAGGAGCGAUUGAAAAAGGCUCAACGGAUUGCGAUCUGCGAGGAGGUCCGAAAGCUCGAUAGCCGUGCGGCGGAGAUACUGCCAAAGGUGAUCCUGGACCGCAUGGAGAAACCGUGCACGGCACUGAUGAUCUGGCAGCCGCCCCAGGAGCGACUGGAUAAACUGUUUUCCACCGUAACGGAGCAGCUGGAGGAGCGCGAGCAGCAAGCAAACAAAAAGGAAAAAGAAAGCAGCAGCACAACAUCCCUUCCUACCGCUAGCACAUCGUCCUCCGCUGUCGCCACCGUACCACAGUGGUCGAUGGAUGACGAGACGCUACCGGACCUGCCAGAUUACGACGAAGAUUUGGAUGAUUUCGAGCCACAACAGAGCGCCUGUGGCAUCGGUUCACAGCCGGCAUUCGCACCCGACCCAGCCACGAUGGAUAUCGAGAUGUAGUAGGCCUAGACCACCGGCGGUCCCCCCCCCCCCCCUCCCCAUUCCCCCUCCAAACACCAUGUGUUCGAUGCGGCGUUCGAUGUUUCAAGAUUCUUACUGGCUGCUUCUUUUUGUUGACUUUUGAUUGAAUCGCCCUGAAAAGAUUCUCUCCCUGCGUGCGACUCGCGUUCGAAAAUAAGCGCUCUCGAAUGUACACUUCGGCGGAAAAUAAAGAAAAAAGCAUAAAACCGA
Molecule: messenger RNA, 1459 nt
Organism: Anopheles aquasalis
Lineage: Eukaryota; Metazoa; Arthropoda; Insecta; Diptera; Culicidae
Gene: Mst85C
Product: Mst85C
Source: RefSeq, a predicted model, not a curated record